UUACUGUCUCUCUUGGUUUUCAGAUGUGUUAUAAAAGAACUUGAAUCACUGGGGAAAGCACUGUAUGGAGCAAAAUUAAUUGCCCAGAGAUUCCAUGUUCGAAAGUGUUCUCACCAUAAGCAUCCUGUGAGUGGCUCAACCUGUUUACUUUCCAUGAUUGAAGAUGGCAACUCUCAUCACUUCUUUAUUGCUACACAGGACCAGGACUUAUCAAACAAAGUGAAAAAGAAGCCUGGCAUUCCUCUUCUCUUUAUUAUUCAGAACACUAUGGUUCUGGACAAACCUUCUCCUAAAUCUUUGGCAUUUGUUCAAAAGUUGCAGACAAAUCAGCUUGUUCCAGAGUACCAAAAGCAAAGUAUUGUGGAGCUUAAAGAAAAAGAAGGACUAGUAAAGCAAGAAGGUGAAAAGAGAAGAAAACGCAAAAGGGCAGGCGGCCCAAAUCCUCUCAGCUGUCUGAAGAAGAAAAAGAAGAAAACACAGGAGGGUCAGGAGCCUUCUGCUGAAAAGAAGAAAAGAAGGAAAAGAAAACGAAAUAGAGUUAAAGCAGAAGCCAUGCAGUCAGUGCAGAAAAAUGAAGGAGAAUAAGCCCAUCUUUGUAGACAACACAGAACUUGAACAUUGUUUAAACUUUGAAAAAAAAAGCAAUUAGUAUGCAGUCAUAUGAAAUUGAGUUGUUAAUAUUAAAAUUUAUUUUUAUGAGGUGG
Messenger RNA from Cyanistes caeruleus (blue tit), 704 nucleotides. Lineage: Eukaryota; Metazoa; Chordata; Aves; Passeriformes; Paridae. The record is from RefSeq and is a predicted model, not a curated record.